Molecule: messenger RNA, 1107 nt
Organism: Cyanistes caeruleus (blue tit)
Lineage: Eukaryota; Metazoa; Chordata; Aves; Passeriformes; Paridae
Source: RefSeq, a predicted model, not a curated record
CAGCAGUGCUGACAUUGGGACAGCGGUGUCAGGACAGUGGUGACAGCAAGAGCUGGAGGACUGGCAGAGGGCAAGGCACCAUGGCCUUUCCUCUGCGCCUCUUCCUCCUGCUCCUCCUGGCAGUGGCCCUGCCUGACAGGGCUGCCCAGGCUGCUCCAUGGCGAGCACAGGGAGCAGAUUGGAAUGCUAGAAAAGGUUUUCCAGCACCUUGGCUGGAAGAGAGUUUGGAUCCAGUGGGACCUCCCUCAGGUGUGUCUGCAGAGAAGACUUCUCUAGCUCUUGGGCUGGAUGCUGCAGACAAGCCUGGCUCCCAUCACAGGGGUCCUCCAGCAGGAAAGACUCAAGCUAAAGGAGAAGACAAAUCUCUGGAGCCCUCUGAACUUCUGGACCAGAUGCUGCGUGAACUGGAGAGACAGCGUGAAAUGAAACGAGAGCCUGUGCAGCAGGAAACAUUUCCUGAAGGAAGCAGUGAUUCUGUGCCAGACUCUGCUGCAGGAAGGGAGGCCAUGCCAGGCACAGUCCCAGGAGAUUGGGAUCAGGACAUGGAUUAUCUCGAAGCCCUGGCACUUAACAAUUUGAAGCUCUUGGAGGAUGCUGAAGCUGUAUCUGUUAAUGAAAGUGAUCUGGCUAACCAUCCCAUGUCCAGGACUGAGCCUCUGGGAUCCAGGAGCUAUCCUCUGGGAGAUGAUGGAGCCAGCACCACAACACGUGUUCCUGAUUCCCAGAAGGACAUUGAAACAGGUUUCUGUCAGGGAACACUCUGUUGGCUGGAGAUAACGGCCAUGGUGGCUGGUGGAGAGCUUAUCAUCAUGUUGUGCUGCUUUGGUAUCUGCUAUGCCUGCAAGAGAAAACGGCAUCUCCUUGAAGAAAAGCUGAAAGCUGGUGGCUGGUCCCAAGACCUCUACAGCCAGAAGAGCUACAGCAGCAGCUCUGACUCUGACGAGUUAAUAUUUGCACCUUCAAGCCUUGUGAUGCUUUGAGAGGACAGGCCCAGCCCUCCAUCCAAGCCAAAAUUCCCCAGGAAAGGAAUUGGAAGCCUUCAACUGAACCAUGACUGAGAGCUGCCAAAAUCACGUCUUCUGUUCCAAUAAAGAGAUGGAGCUGUUA